AUGGCGAAGCCAAUGCUCGGCCUUGUCGUAGUUGUGGCUGCACUUGUUCUGCUCGGUAUCUCUCUCUCAUCUAUUUAUUGUCGUGUAUCUACGUGACUACGUAUCUAACUUUUGGCUUCUGUUUCUGCGUUCUAGCUGAUCCGUUGAGGGUAAUGCGAUUCCUUAUUCUUUAAUCUCAUUUUAUCUCCAGUUUCCGCGAAGAAGUCGGCUGACGUGACCGAGCUGCAGAUCGGUGUGAAGGUACGGAGUAUAAAGGAAACGAAUGGAACACCUGUGCUCUAGAUUCAUUCACUAGUAAUGGAUUUCUAUUUAAUCUAAAGCAUUUUUUUUUACUGCUUUUUCUGUAGAGCCGUGUCGUUGAUUAUGUGUGACGUACAUAGCGUUAUAGUGAAUAGGAUUGUGGAUGAUUGAACUUGCUUUCUUAGAGAGCCAUCCAUUUCCUUUUUUCUUCUGAGGAUGACGCGGGUUAUUUAAAUUGGCUAGUAAUUCUUAAACAAUGAUCUACACAUUUGUAAUGCCUUUUUCAAUUAUGACGCAGGACUCUAUUUGGAUGACGCUGUGUUUUUUUUUUCCUUUAAUACUUCCGCAUGCUUCUCUGUUGUACUCAAGUCUUAUCUCAGUAACGAUAACAUUUUCUUACGGUUUGCUUUCAUAGAUUCUGAAAAGGUAUCCACCAUUUUGUGCUUCACGCCUUGAAACCUUUGAAUAUCAAGUUCCAGUGUAUAUAGAUACUUAUUUUGUUAAUUAAUAUGAUACAAAUUAAGGGAGUAAAAACUACUUUUGUGUUCACUUUAUUGCCCAUUUAGUCAAAGAAAGAAUGUCAACUAAUGCGUUUCAGUCUACUGAGCUCCAUUGGCGAAUGUUAAUCAUUAAAUCAAAGAGCUAAUGACAAUAUUAAAUAUAUUGAUCCCAAUAUUCUGUGAAAGCUGAAGAAAAUUAAUUCUGAUUUCAUGUCGUAAAGGCAUUUCUGGUGAUACAGCUUCACGAUGGUUGCUUACAUCUGUGUGUGUUUUUUAUAGCGCUUCAUGCUUCAUCAUUGUUAACAAAUUUAUAAAUAUUGAAUUUUUGAAAAUAAUAUCCUUGUCUUUCAAAUUAAGAUAGUGGAUUUUGAUUGAAUUAGUAAAUAUCAACUCUUAUGUAUAGUCACCUUGCCUCAAUAUUCUCUUAACUUUGGUCAUACGUCCACCAUGGCUUGAAAAUCUGGUGCACUAGACGGUAUCCUGAUGAAGCUGGAUUGGGUAUCGGUGGUAGUGCUGUCUAAAAUGUUCAUCCUACUUAGAUUUAUGAUUCAGCCAGGAUUUUCCUAGACUAGCAUAGAUCAUUGCCUGGCUUUCAAGUCCCCUACUCCCUAGAUAAUAUUUAAUGUCAGUUUUUCUAAAAAAUUUUCCUUUUAAGAUUUCCCUGAAUUCUUUAGUACUCUCUGGAAAUCCACUUUUCUUGAAACUGUAGGACUCGACAUCUUCUUGCUGUAUGAUUUAGGCCUGAAAAUUUUAGAUUUAUGGGUGUAGAGUUGUCUUCUGCUGUUGCUUGCAUAUGUUUGUCGUGAACUCUGUUAUGUUUUGUAUGAGGAUUCACUUUCCAAUUUUAGAGUAAAGGUUCUCUAAUUCCAUUUUCAAUGAAUGAAAUGAAACCUCAAGACUGGUUAUCUGGUUGUUUUUAUGAUUAUGACUGGAUAGUGGCAGUAUUCUGUUUUUUUGGGAUGGAGCUAUCUUUUAAGAGUGAGCUAUACAUAUUUCAUACCUAGAUCCUCUUUUCCAUUUUUGAUCACUUUGUCACAUCCAUUUCACUGGUUUCUUCUUCAUUUUUUCUACUCCAGGAAUAAUCAUUGAAAUACAAAUCUAGAUUCAUGUCAAAGUUACCACAUGCAUCAUGAAGAACCAUUUAUUGGUUUCUUCUUCAUUCUUUCUAUUUCGUUUUGUGGAAGGUCCGUUCUCAAUUGAAUUUAAUUUCCUGUUUUACUUAAACUUAUUUAUUAGAUGCUUGCUUAUCUUCCUCAUUCAACCGCAUAAUCCCUUAAGAUAAAACCUGCCUUUUUAUAGUUUAAUACAACAAUAUUCCGAUAGUGACCACAUUUGCUUUCUAUGAAUCUAUGACGCUUCCUAUUGUUCUGAGCAUAAACUUCCAAUUGCCUUUGUUUUAUAAAACGCAAAUGCUCAGAAAUCAAAAUUAGAAAUAGUUCAAUUUUUUUCGUUGACGCAUAAUAGAAAUAUUAUUCACUUUCGAUAACCUAAUUUUUUUUGAGAUUUAUCUUGCAGUACAAGCCAGCUUCCUGCAGCAUCCAGGCACAUAAAGGCGACAGAAUCAAAGUACAUUACCGUGUAAGUGGAUAAUCUAUAACCAUUCAGGGGUUCGACUUGUGAAUUAAAGGAUGUUGUUAUUUUUAUACAUCUUCGGGUUCAAAAUAAAACAUCCCAGUUCUUAUCCUCUUGCUUUAAUAUGGAUAGGUGCUUGGUGACACAAAUUUAAUUUACCAUUUUUUACUAUUUGAGCGUGAGUUAUCUCCUCUGUUUGCUUAGAACUGGGUUUCUUUCCUUAGAUCUCCUGGCCUGUGAUGUCUCUUGUACCAAUAAAAAAAGAAUUAGACAGCAGACUAAUGAUACAAAAGUAGUAUUCGAUGCCCCAAAUGUCCCAUGGUAGAAAAGGUGUUCUACAUAAAUAGCAUGCCUGUCUUCCAUCAACCACCUCAAUAGAAGUUGAACCAUGCCAAGAGCCACUAUGUCAGGCAUAAAUAACACCACGAAAGGCUGGCAUGUCUUCAUGGGAGAUAAUAGCUGCAGAAUCUGUCCGCUGAAUCAAAUUCUCAGCCACUUAUCCUAUUAUUUACUGUAUGGAAGCUGAUAUCAAGUUUAAUGACCCCUUGCUAACAUGAAACCAUUGAAGACCUGAUUUUUGGGCCACCCAAUGAUUGAAUCUCCUUAGCAACUAUAUUCCUCAAAGUGCUGUUUUCGUAUGUUCUGCUUUGUGCACUUCGGAGAUGAAUGGAUAAGAAUCCCACUUCUGCAAAGUUUUCUUUCCCGUUUUCUGCAAUGUGUUGAAUUUUAUUCGUUUUCUAUUUUUCAUUUUUGUUUUAUUUUGGACCUCAGUUUUAGAAAGAAUGCGCUGAACAUUUUACUUUCAUGAUUUCAUCUUAAUUAUUUCUUUCAUUCUUCAGUUCGAAUUCCAUGCUAUCUUUGUCAUUAUAAUGCUCAUGGCAUGAUUACAUGAUCUUGGGUCGUAUAGCAUGAUGUUAUUUUCCUACAUCUUAAAAAAUGAUUCUGCAAAGUACCAAUGAUCCAAAGUCCGUAAAAAAUAAGUUUUUAUUGUUCCUCAUUCGUGUAAUCACCAUCUGUGGAUUCUUUAUCCAUUUACCUUUUAUAUUUUUCAUGUAUCUAAGAUGAACUUCUUGUUUUAUCAUGGACAUUAAAAAAUUUUAUGCACAUCUGAUUGGAAUUGUUUUCUACGAAGGUCCUCAUCUGAUUGGCAGUUCAUAAAAGAAUUAUGAACUGCCAAAUUGACUUAUUUGAAGACUUACUUGACGUUUUCCCUUCCAGGAUUUAUCAUAAUUCUUUUAGCCUUGUUAACAGGGAGCACUCACAGAUGGAAGUGUUUUUGACUCCAGCUUUGAGCGAGGCGAUCCCAUUGAAUUUGAACUUGGUAGUGGUCAAGUAAUCAAAGGUAUAAACUUUGGACAUCUUCAGGGCUCCUAUUUUUGUUCAGUUUCAUUUGCCACAAGCAUAGAUAUAAAUGCGCGGUCUAUAAAGUGCAUACAAACUCUUCUUGUAUAUUAAUUUUCGGAUAAACCCUUUGUCUGUGUGCAAGUUUCUUUGGCGAUCUGUUUUUUAUAUUAUUAAAAUAGAAAUUAAAAUAUUAGUGAGGCAGUUUGUAUCCUUCUUUAUCACUUUUUUUUCUUUACGGUGAGGAGAGUGGUCAUUACAUCAUAACUCUUAAUAUGGAUUGGCCUAAUUGGCCCAUAUUCUAAAUAGCUUGCUAACGCACUGUGAGAGUUGGCCUAUCGGAUCCAUAUUCUAUCAAACUCUCUAACAGCUAUAAUCUUAAAUUUCUGUGCACUUGCUCAGAGAUUUCCAAUGGAGUGAGUUUUGAUAUUUUUUUGGCCUGUUUUGAAUCCUAAUUGUUUGAUUUGGUUAAGCCUAUUUAUAUGCGAUUUUUAAUUUUCUAUGUAUUCUAAGCUGUCAGUGAAAUAUAAAUCUGGAUGGAAGGCAAUGCCAGAAAAUUUGAUGUUAUCAGCAAGGUGCUGUUGUAUUCAUCGUCAUUAUUAUUAUGAAACUUCACCCAUCAAUUUGGGAUUCAUCAUUGCACCUUGAAGCAUCACUAUUGCCGUUUUCCACUUAGUUGUUUGCUUAGACCUUGUUGUAGGCUAUAGAAGCUGGCCUUUGACAAGAGCAUGAAAAAGCUUCCUAUAUUGUGCCAUUUUGACUUUUUCCUAAAGUGGGUAGCAGGCCAUGGAAUCAUUAAACAAUAAUAAGAGACCGUGUACACGUCCUGUAGGAUUUCAAAACCUCUCCUAUACAUCAGAUGGCGAUUAUCUCGGAAAUAACAGAUUCGUUCACUUCACUGAAAAAAUGUUCUUUGUCUGCUCAUUCACAGUUACUGAAAAUUCCAUUUGGAGAACUGGCGGGAGUUCAAUUGCAUGUUGUAUGUUUGUGCGUUUUGCUACAUUUAUCUUUGUCUACGUUUUCUAUUUUGUAUGUUCUUGCGUGGAAUAAACAAAAGCCACACGAACAGAAUGACUCCCGUUUGAAGCCUGAAUUCUAUGGUUAUUGUUCCUGUGAGUCAACAAUUCCUCCAACCUUCAAACGGUGUUUACACUAGAACUGUUCCUCUUCCGUAUGAAUAUCUACGUAUUGUUAGGGUAGGUUGAAAUGCGAUUCCGGUGAAAGAUGAAAAGAAGAUGUUGCAUGAAUCGAUUAAACUUAAAAAAUCAAUGUCUUUCAGCUCUGCAAAUCUGAUCACAGCUAACAUCAUGAUUUCUACAGGAUGGGACCAGGGGAUUCUGGGAAUGUGUCUGGGGGAGAAGAGAAAGCUUAAGAUUCCUGCAAAACUCGGCUAUGGGGCGCAGGGAUCCCCACCAAAGAUCCCAGGUGAGUCCAUAUUUAUCAACCUUAUUCGCGCUCUAUCUCCUACUCUUCCGAGCAUUGAUUUCCGAGAAGAAUCUUCCUUCCCUCUGCAUUCUUUGAACACCUCGAAUUCUUUCCCAUACCAGACUGUAUGUGGGGCGUUUCUAUUUAUGUACUUGUUCUUGCACUAUCUCCCACUCGUUGGGAACUGAUUUCGCCGGCAUAAAAUUAGAAAACAAGGCCAAAUUAAGCAGACCCUUCCUUCUUCUGGUGGGCGUUUCUUUUCCAUCAUCUUCUUUUAUUCGUUGACCAUAAAAUUAGCGAGCUAGACAAGAAUUUGUAGAUCCUUCUUCUGGUGAGUCAUUGAAUGCGUUGAAUUCUUUCUCCAUAUGGCAGGUGGGGCGACUCUGGUUUUCGAUACGGAGCUGGUCGGCGUGAAUGGCAAGACUCUCGAGGGUGGGAAGACGGAGCACGACAGCGACUUAUAA
Spirodela intermedia is the source of this 5542-nucleotide messenger RNA. Lineage: Eukaryota; Viridiplantae; Streptophyta; Magnoliopsida; Alismatales; Araceae. The record is from the annotation of a GenBank genome assembly.